Balearica regulorum gibbericeps (East African grey crowned-crane) is the source of this 1454-nucleotide messenger RNA. NCBI's taxonomy places the organism in Eukaryota, Metazoa, Chordata, Aves, Gruiformes, Gruidae. The record is from RefSeq and is a predicted model, not a curated record.
AUUUAGCUUUGGAAUCUAAUCCAUCUGAUCAUCCCAGAGCAAGCACAAUUUUUCUGAGCAAGUCUCAAACGGAUGUGCGAGAGAAGAGGAAGAGUAACCACAUCAAUCAUGUUUCUCCUGGGCAGCUUACGAAAAAAUACAGCUCGUGCUCAACAAUAUUUAUAGAUGACAGCACCGUCAGUCAACCUAACCUUAGAAGCACAAUAAAGUGUGUAACAUUAGCAAUAUUCUACCAUAUAAAGAACAGAGAUUCUGACAGAUCAUUGGAUAUUUUUGAUGAAAAAUCUCAUCCUCUCACACGGGAAGAAGUUCCGGAUGACUACUACAAGCAUGACCCUGAACACAAGCACAUCUACCGGUUUGUUCGGACGCUUUUCAGUGCUGCACAGCUAACAGCUGAAUGUGCAAUAGUGACACUGGUUUAUUUGGAAAGGCUUUUAACCUAUGCAGAGAUAGACAUAUGCCCUAGUAACUGGAAGAGGAUAGUCCUGGGAGCUAUUCUACUGGCUUCUAAAGUCUGGGAUGAUCAGGCUGUGUGGAAUGUGGAUUAUUGCCAAAUAUUGAAGGACAUUACUGUUGAGGACAUGAAUGAGAUGGAAAGACACUUCUUGGAACUACUGCAGUUUAAUAUCAAUGUUCCUGCCAGUGUUUACGCCAAAUACUACUUCGAUCUUCGCUCCCUAGCAGAUGACAAUAACCUGAGCUUUCUGCUGGAGCCUCUCAGUAAAGAGAGAGCACAGAAACUGGAGGCUAUCUCCCGGCUGUGUGAAGACAAAUACAAAGACUUGUCAAAAGCUGCUAUGAGACGAUCUUUCAGUGCUGAUAACUUAGUUGGUAUUCGCCGUUCUAAUGCCAUCCUCUCCUGAGGAGAGAGAAGGGUGCCGCACCAUGAACCAGCAUCCAUAUGAAUCGGAGGAGUACCACCACUCCAUGCACACAAGCCAGCGGUGAUGGUGUCUUCCAGCAAGAGGAGGAGAGGAGAGUAAACUAGCCAAGGGAGCCCAGAGCUUGAGGAGCAUACUUGGUGCAAAAGACAAGACCUUUGUCAAAUCAACUCUCUCCUCCUUGUAACGUAUCCAGAGGUGCAAAAACAAACUUCUCUCCCCCACAGAUGUUUGCUUACUAUGUAGGCCUAUAGCUGUGAACUCUUGACAUUUUUAAUAAUAAGUAGUUUUAAAUUUUAGAAUUUAAACACUAACCACAUGACUAUAGUUACAAUGUUCUUCCCUCCUCUCCCCUGUCAUCCAGAGUCUCGCUGCAUUUGUAUUUCAGGUCGAUGCAGUGUUAACAAAAACAAAACAUGGGACUCUUAAAGUAUAAAGCCACUCUGGAGCUGAAAACAGUAGCAUAGACACGUGUUGACAGCUUUUCCCUGGUUUGGCUAUUAAAAGCUGCUAUUAUUUGUGAUCUGUUCAUAACCAAGAAGCUGCCCAGCAGGAAGGAAUUCCAACUCU